GUCAGUUGUUGGUCGAACUCAACCCAAAAAGGCCAAAACCCUAGCCAACUCCUCACCCCCCAAAAGAAAACCCUAGCAAACUGUAAUUGGACUAUUUAUAGCACCGACAGGCAUACAAGUUUGAAGGAAAAACCCUACCAAAACCCACACUACAUAUCAAGUGGUGUCAAAGCCGGCUCCCUCUAGGUCUCCAUUCCCUCACUCGCGUCUCUCUCUCUAAAGUCCUUGAAAAUGCCGCUUGGGGAAAGGUCAGGCGAUAAAAGCGAUUCGCGCUAUUGUGGAGUUGAGACAGAGUUCAACGAUGACAUGCCUCAGCUUCUGUUUGUCAAUAUCAAUGGUGGCUUCGAUUUCGUUGUCGCUCCUUUGAUGAAUCCUGAUUAUAGGCCUAGCUUGAUGGAUAAUGACAGAAGCAGAUCUGGUGUUCUUCCUUUUGCUGGAUCAGACAUAGUGUUGAGCCCGUCACAGUGGAGUACUCAUGUUGUUGGCAAAAUUAGCUCAUGGAUUGACUUGGAUUCAGAAGAUGAGAUAGUUCGGAAUGAUUCUGAGAUUGCUUUGAAGCAAGAAAUAGCCUGGGCUUCUCAUCUCUCUUUGCAGGCAUGUCUACUUCCUGCCCCUAAAGGAGCAUCCUGUGCUAAUUAUGCUAGAUGCGUUAAUCAGAUUCUACAGAACCUAAAUAGUAUACAGUUGUGGCUUAGGAUUCCAUUGGAGAAGUCUGAUGAUGAUGCUAUGAGUGGGAACUCUGAUAAUUUGAGUGAUGGACAAGUUGAUUCUUGGGAAUUGUGGAAUUCCUUUCGUCUUCUUUGUGAGCAUCACAGUCAGUUGUCAAUUGCCCUCGAUGUGUUGUCUUCACUACCUUCGGCAAAUUCACUUGGACGUUGGUUUGGAGAGCCUAUUAAAGCAGCCAUACUUCAUACCAAUGCUUUUCUAACAAAUGCACGGGGGUACCCUUGUCUAUCAAAGCGCCACCAAAAGCUAAUGGUUGGGUUUUUUAACCAUUCAAUACAGAUAGUUAUUUCCGGGAAACCAGUUCACAGUUUUCCUGCGGGAAGUUCAGAGUUAUCUGCUAAUCAUACUGAUAAUCACAUUGAUGGUACUCAGAGACAUCCCAUAAGGUCAUAUUUGGACUAUGUUGGUUAUUUAUAUCAGAGGAUGGAACCACUUCCUGAGCAAGAACGUUUUGAACUUGGUUACAGAGAUUUCUUACAAUCGCCUUUGCAACCACUCAUGGAUAAUCUAGAGGCCCAAACAUACGAAACAUUUGAGAAGGAUACAGUCAAAUAUAGCCAGUACCAAAGGGCAAUCUGUAAAGCUCUGCUUGAUAGAAUCCCGGAUGAAAAAGCAUCUUUGGUUACCACUGUGCUAAUGGUUGUGGGAGCUGGACGUGGACCUCUUGUUAGAGCGUCAUUACAGGCAGCUGAAGAAACCGGACGCAAGUUGAGAGUUUAUGCAGUGGAGAAAAAUCCGAAUGCAGUUGUUACACUUCAUAGCUUGGUUAAACUAGAGGGCUGGGAAAAUAUUGUUACCAUAGUUUCUAGUGACAUGCGUUGUUGGGAUGCUCCUGAGAAAGCUGACAUUUUGGUCAGUGAAUUGCUGGGUUCCUUUGGGGACAAUGAGCUGUCACCUGAGUGCCUUGAUGGAGCUCAAAGAUUUUUGAAGCAAGAUGGCAUUUCAAUUCCAUCAUCGUAUACAAGUUUUAUCCAACCUGUGACAGCAGCAAAACUAUAUAAUGAUGUUAAGUCACACAAAGAUCUUGUGCACUUUGAAACUGCUUAUGUUGUCAAACUGCACUCUGUAGCAAGGCUUGCUCCCUGCCAUCCUGUCUUUACAUUUACUCAUCCAGAGUGCUCAACUAAGAAAAACAAUCAGCGCUAUAAGAAGCUUCAGUUUGAGAUACCCAGUGAUACAGGAUCAGCUAUGGUUCACGGAUUUGCGGGCUAUUUUGAUGCAACACUUUACAAAGAUGUACAUCUCGGUAUUGAGCCGUCAACAGCAACACCAAACAUGUUCAGCUGGUUUCCAAUAUUUUUCCCUUUGAGGACACCAGUAUGCAUACGACCAGGUUCACCUUUAGAAGUACACAUUUGGCGGUGUUGUGGUUCCACCAAGGUUUGGUAUGAAUGGUGUGCGACUUCUCCCACCCAAUCUGCUAUUCACAACACCAACGGCCGUUCAUAUUGGGUUGGCCUAUAGGACCAUGAAUCUUCUGUUUUAGGUUGGGAAGUCGAAGUGAAGGCCAAGAGAGCAGCCCUUUGUUGUAAAAUUUUUGGAAGUGAGCAUUCUCCUCUGAAGAGAUCGUGGCGAAUGAAGGGGCCACACAGCCUUGCUAAGACCGGGAUGAGAUUGCACUCAACCUCGUUAUGUAUUGUAUAAUAAGAUAUCAAAAUAUAGUUAUUGUUCAUUGUAUCAAGCAAUAGUUUCUUGAGUGAAAAUUGGGAUUUCAUCAUAUUACAAGAAUUUUGUUAGAGGGAUCAAAUAGUUUCAUAGUGGUUGUCUACAGAUUUUUUAAUUGGCUAAGAUCCAAAAGUGUUUGCACUUUGGUAUGAUGAGCUUUUAGAUUAUACUGCCUGACGAUUAAAGAGCUGAUCUUACUUCUAUGCGUGAGAGGCUGGGGUGCACGCGAAUCCAUUUGAACUGUUCUGGACUAAUCCGAACCAUGCAGUUGUUUGGUUCCAGUUUAAAAAAUGGUGGAACUGUUAACCAUGCCUUGAUGCCAAUUGGGUUUUGUGACUUUUGUCAAUUGGGUUCGUGAAUUUAGAACAAUUUUGUCAUUAGCAGUAUUUGGUGGGGGCACCACGACCACAAGACCCGUCACUUUUUGAUUGUCUUGACUUGGUGGAAUUUCCCUGCUUCUGCCCGGGCCUAGAAAGGCCAGCCCAAAACUAGACUUGGAUUACAAGUUCAUUAUAAAUUAAGAAUAUGGUAAUUAAUUACUGGUACUACAUAAAAAUACUAUUAACAAUCUAAUGAAUUAUUUUUAUAAACGAGAAUAUAACUGUCGGUGUGAAAGGUGAUUUUGAAGGACGUUUAUUUCAUUAUUUGAACAAAUAUGUGAAGAAUAGGCGAGCUUCCAAUCGCCCUAUUUAAGGUGAUACUUAAAAGAAUACACUGACACACCCUUUGUUUUUUUCCAGAUACAAAGUCCAGGUUAAGUUGGACUAAAUUUAUAAAACCCGAUUAAUGGAAUAAAUCAGAUGGCCCGUGAAAAUAGUAAUCCUUUCUUUGUACGGAUUCUAAUAAAUACUGUAGGGCUCCAAAUAAAUUGCUUAUAUUCUCUACAAUACCCCUCCCUCUACCCGUAAUGAAUUAGCUGACUUUCUUGAUGCUGUACCCCUAGUAAUCCGUAUGCAAGUCUAAGACGGAGUCGUCUGAGGGGUAUUUAAAACCACUCCGUCUCUCCUUAACUUUUGUAUUACCUAUUUGGGUUAGGGUUUCGUAUUUUUAAGAUCUGGUCGUCAAUUUGACUAAAGCACGAAGGGGUUAACCAAGGGUUCGAGUUUUGUCAUUCUGUGAAUCGCAGCCAUGUAUAAUGGGGUCGGGUUAGUGACCCCUAGGGGUUCGGGUAGCAACGGGUCCACACAGAGCAACAAGUUCUUGGUGAAGAAGAAGAUGUUGCCGCUUCAAAGUGGGAAGGAUUUGGGUUUCACCAAAAAAACCCGAAAACAAGGACAUCCUAGACCACGACCGCAAACGCCAGAUUGAGCUCAAUCUCGUGAUACUUGAGGACACUCUCAUCAAUCACGGAUACUCUCGGGAUGAAAUUGAUGAUAAGCUCAACGAAGUUCGGAUUAAUUUUGAAGCCACCGUCGGAGAUCCUUGGUCGAGCCACCGCCAUCAUGGUCGCGGACGAGAAGAAGUUUUAGGGGUAAAAAAACCCGCGUAAAAGGGCCGAGUUAAAAGAAUGUUUGAUUUUGAUUUACGCACAUUGUACUAUGAUUUUAGAUAGGGUGGGCAAAAAAAUUCGCAAAUCUGUGAUUGGAUUGACAGUCCUAUGGAUCGGUGGCGGAUUACUCUUAACACACUGUUCUUUUUGUAUUUUUUUUAGUAAGUAUUAUACCAUUAGUUUUAUAAUAUUUA
Cornus florida is the source of this 4074-nucleotide messenger RNA. RefSeq names its product protein arginine N-methyltransferase 1.5. Bases 232 to 2190 code for a protein of 652 amino acids. The record is from RefSeq and is a predicted model, not a curated record. The transcript has 23 exons. Gene Ontology annotation, biological process: peptidyl-arginine N-methylation; regulation of DNA-templated transcription. Gene Ontology annotation, cellular component: cytosol; nucleus. Lineage: Eukaryota; Viridiplantae; Streptophyta; Magnoliopsida; Cornales; Cornaceae.